CUGGCCACUUGUUGUAAGAGCUUUUAGUUCGAUGACAAGUGCCCGAAAUUAGCUGUUCUUUUACCCCUAUUAGGAAUUUGGAUUUUUUACCCAGCUUUUUCAAAAGAUGUAAUUGUGUUCGUCAUAUCUUUUUCGAUGCAGAUCGAAUUAUUUGCCUGAAUUUUAAAAGGAUAUCCGAAGCGUUAAGUGACAGGUGUUACUCGCCAUGCCGUGAAAACAGGAUUUUGAGUAGCAGCUGUGGUGAUAAACUCAGCGCCCGCCAGUCAAUUGUCUAAUAUUGCCUGUGUUUGCAUUCUUCACAUUAUAGGAAUUCCAAAUACGCAGACCAUCAUGUUUCUCAAGAAGAAGUAUUCGUUUUCAACCCUUUUGCCAUUAGUAUUGUGGACGUUUUGCCAAACAACAGCCGACACGGACGUCUGCGACAGCGUCCAACCCGGCAUUUAUUGCUCCUGUGAUAUCAUGUACAAAGAAACAAAACUCUCUUGCUUCAUUUUCAAUUUGACUCUUUUGGCGAAAAAUGACGCCUGGAGCUCCAUCAGCAAAGUGGAAAAUGUGAUUGCGUUAAAACUACAGUCAAAGUUAGUGGCCAAACUGGAUUACAUUCCGAUUCAGACUUUGGAGGACUUGAGAACACUGGAAACGUUCACCCUCAAGGAGGGAAAUUUAGGGAAUUUAAAGUCAUAUUCAAUAUCGGGCCUUAAAAUUCUGAGGAACUUGGAACUUGACAACAAUGAGAUCACCUCCUUGCAAAAUCACGCCAUUUCUAAUCUCCCCAAGCUGAAAAAGCUAACUCUGAGUGAAAAUUUAUUACAAGAACUGCUUGCCAAUACUUUGACUGGACUUGACGAGCUACAGGAGCUGUAUUUAGACCGGAACAACAUCUCUAGGAUUGAGAGUUGCGCCUUUUGCGAGUUGCAAAACUUGAGAGAGUUGGAAUUAUGGGGCAACCAGAUAACUGAUUUGACUGAAUACACUUUUAGAGGUCUGAGAUACCUGAAACGACUGGAUUUAUAUAAAAAUCAGAUUAGGAUUCUGAAUGACAAGGUGUUUCAGUCGAUGCCGAAGUUGCAAGAAAUCGAUUUGAAGCAGAACCUUAUUUCUCAUAUAUCGUCUCGAGCUUUCCAAGAGCUAAAUAAAUUGCAGAUUUUGUAUUUGAAUGGAAACCAGCUCAAAGUUCUUCCUGAUGAAGUUUUCAAGUUGUUGCCAAAUUUGAGAACUGUCGAACUUUAUUCAAAUUCAUUCAACACUCUUCAAGCUGCUGUGUUAGAAAAUAUGGAAAAUGUAAAAGAUGAACAUUUCCGUUUAGGUUUGAAAGAUAAUCCUUACAUAUGUGAUUGCCAGCUGGUGUGGGUGAAUACAUAUUUGAAGGUGAAUCGAAGCCACCAGUUCAUGCGAGAUCUACAAGAGAUGAAGUGCAUCAUGGAUGAGAACAACAGUGAGGAGGAAGACUCCAAAAAGAAUGUGACAAUCACAGAAUACCUGAAGAUUCACAAUUGCACGAAACCAGCGAAGAAAUCGAAAUUUCGGGUCACAACCACUUUCCGAUCUGUCACGAAAGCUACAGAAAGUGUCCCCGUAGAGCUAUUCAGCAGCAAGAGUAAAGUUUUACCAACUGAAGAUAGUGUCUAUGUCAGCGAUUUCGAAGAUGAAGAAGACGUAGCGAAUGAGGUAGAAAAUUCCAAUACCUCUGGAUGCGUCAGGACUGCUGCUUUUAAUUAUUUCAUCAACUGUGCGUUACUGUUGCUUAUUAAAAGUACAGGAGCAAUAUUUUGAAUGAUAUUAUGAGCUAGCAAAAUUUGCCAUGAUGGAAGCGAUUUGAGGAAGCAAAAGCAAAUGAAGGACUAUGGGGAAGAACGAUCUAAGUCCAUUUUUCUAAAAAACUCUGGUUAACCUAUGGAAACACGUAGAUUAUUACAGACAGUAUUCAGGAGAAAUAUUAUUCAGACAAGAAUCAUCAUAGUGAGUGAGUUUUAACAGGGAAGAAUGAGGCUAACAUGGAAACGAUUCGAGAUUUUAAGCUCAAAAACGUAGUGAGGGAAAUUUGAGCAUGGUGGACUAUGAUCAUUCUUCCCCGUGGCCAUUCAAAUGUAUCAAUGAAUGAAAGUAUUGAGAAUUGUUUCUGAUUCCAGACAGAAUCAAGACAUUUUUGGAUGAAAACAAUGUAUUUUAAGAAACAAAAUUUAUCUGAGAUAUAAUUUCUUUGAAAAUGCAGAUUUCUUUAAAGAAACAAUGAAAGUCAUAACGAAAAAGACAAAAUUCCAUUGCUUUGUAUUACUUUAAAUUGGAAUUCUGUUGUCUAAAAUUACAAAGGCCCUUAAAUUUGAGGAUUCUUUCUAUUUUAUGAUUAGAAAUUAAGUCUAUAGGAAUCUGAUUUUAUGAAACAUAACAAUAAUGAUGGAAAAGAAAACGUUAAUAACCUAGAGCGCAUUACGAUUGCUGAAACAAAAAAUCUCAAUUUCUAGUAUCUUUUAAUUGAUUCACAGAAACAUUGCUUCAAUUAUGCUUUUCAAAGAAAAAUUGAAUAAUAUGGACGGCGAAAACAAUGUUGAUAAUAAUCUUUUCAUGUUUCAUUAUGUAGUCAACUUAAGCGUUAUUUGUUGACAAUUGCAAGUUUUGAAAGCAUGCUGCCUUGUUAAAGUUUAAUUUAUUUUAAAUAUUUAUUUUGCUGUGUGAAAUGAAAGUAUUUCUGGUGAAAAGUCAUUUCAAUAUUUAAGUGAAAGUGAGAUUUUCACUGUUGCAAAAUGCUACAAAACAACAGUCUGUUUACCUUUAACAUUUGUGCAUUUCUUUCAUCAUAAUUCUUACAAAUAUGUGUUUUAAUUUAGUCAAGAGAUUAAAAUAAUUUCGAGAUACAUAAUGUUGAAGAUGGAAGAAGAUUAUAAUGUUGAAAGAGAAAAGAGGUGUUAUAAAGUCUAACGUCAGAACUUUAAACACUUAUGAAUUAUUUAAUACGGAAACGCUCCGUAAUUGAUACUAAUUAAAUACAAGAAACACUAAUGGGGUCGUUUCCAAAAUUUUAAAAGUAUUUUUUUCCGAAAGAGCAUGCUUAAAAACAUAGAAUCUGACCAUUUUGUAAAUAAUUUCUUUAAGUUUAAUAUUUUUAAAAAAUUACUUAAAUCGGUGCUCUUUUAUCGUUUAACGCUUCUGCUGAUGACAUCACAAAUGAUGAAAUGCCAUUCCGUGCUGCCAUUCACGGUCCAAAAUAUUUAAUUCGCAUCUUUACUCACGUGUAUUGGCAACGAAAUGGUUGGUAGCAAGCGUCGAGCGCAAUUUUAAUUCGCUGCUUGAUUAUCAUAACGUGGAAACAUAGUAGAAAGAUGCUGCAAAGUGCAUCAUUUGUGAUGUCAUAAAGACCACGCCUUGUUUGAAAAAUCGGACAUUUAAAAAAAUGAAUUUAAAAAAACUGUUGGGAAAAAUAAAGUAUUUUCUGGGUCCAUGUUAUUUUUUUUGCUCAUUCUAUGCAUUUUAAUGACUAAAAGUAGUACUUUUGACUGAAAGAAACCCCAUUGAACAAUUUUUAAUUUAUUUGAAAAAAUGUUUCUUGUGAAAGCCGAUUUCAACAAGCCAGAGACCAUGCCAAUAGCAAAGAGGAUGAUAUAAGUACCGAUACCAAGACCAGAAC
Messenger RNA from Uloborus diversus, 3622 nucleotides. Its product is annotated as connectin-like. Bases 331 to 1773 code for a protein of 480 amino acids. Gene Ontology annotation, molecular function: protein binding. Lineage: Eukaryota; Metazoa; Arthropoda; Arachnida; Araneae; Uloboridae. The transcript has 4 exons. The record is from RefSeq and is a predicted model, not a curated record.